GGGAAUGUGAAAUUUGAAGUGUCAAAUUUGACGUUGCAUGCGGCAGUUUUGUAUCCACGUGCGUGUUUGGGGUGCUCCUUGGCUGUGUUAUAUUCGGGAAAGGACUGUAAAUACUCGAGUUAAAGAUGCAGAACGACGAUGUCGUGUGGAGUAUUAUCAACAAAUCAUUUUGUUCAUACAAAGUAAAAACAGAAACACAAAACUUCUGUCGAAACGAAUACAACUUAACGGGCUUGUGCAACCGUUCCACAUGUCCUCUAGCCAAUAGCCAAUAUGCCACAGUUCGCGAAGAAAAGGGUAUCAUCUAUUUGUACAUGAAAACCGCCGAAAGAUCACAUUUUCUUGGAAAGCUUUGGGAAAAAGUAAAAUUGUCACGAAAUUUCGAAAAGGCAAUCCAACAAAUCAACGAGAACCUUGUCUUCUGGAACAAAUACGUCAUAGCAAAAUGCAAACAAAGGUUCAUAAAAAUCACACAAUAUCUCAUACGAAUGCGUAAACUGAAAUUACGCAGACAGAAACUCAUUGUGCCCUUAUCACGUAAAAUUGAACGUCGUGAAAUUCGUAGAGAACAAAAGGCCCUCGUUGCUGCUAAAAUAGAUAAUGCAAUUGAAAAGGAAUUGUUAGAACGUCUGAAGAAGGGAACAUAUCAAGAUAUUUACAAUUUCCCACAAACGGCAUUCAAUAAAGCUCUGGAAGCGGAAGAAGUCGAAGACGAUGAGGAAGCUGAGGCGGAGGAAGAUGAUGAUCUUGAAACGGAGCGCGAAAUGGAAUUGGAUGAAGACGUAAGGCAAGAGUUGAAUAUGGUCGAUGAGUACGUUGAAGCGGAUUCGGACAUGGAAGAUGAAGAGGAAGACGAAGAUUUGGAUGAGGAUGACGAUGUGGAAUUCGAUUCAGAGGAUGAGGAGAGUGAUUCUGGACAAAGAGAGGAAGUUGAGGUCGGCAGUGAUUUCGAAUCAGAUGAGGGUUCUGAUAUUGAGGAUGCUGGUGCAACAGUGACAAAAAGUUCGAAGAAGGACGCGAGUGGCAAAGAAGCGAAACCAGGCACAAGUGCAUCCACCUCCAAAUCGCCCAAGAAACCAACGAAACCGCGAAGAAAAUUACGGAAACCGAAAGUUGAGAUUGAAUAUGAAGUGGAGACUGAGGCCAAUUCAACACGGCAAAGUGUCCAUCACUGAGGAGAUUCCCAUUGAGCACGGGGCACUCAGGUGCAUCUUCUACACCGGCCCCUUCAGGGAUCUCCGCGGUACAGACAGGGUGGCUCCGGAGGAUGCGGUGGCCUGCCCGGAGUCGAACGUCAGAUCGCUGGCGUACCGGCGCUCGUCCUUGCCAAGGUGAGUAGACGCUUCAAGCUCGACCAGUUAUUUUGGUGAUGGCACGCACGCUUUUAAUUUUCUCCGGGUCCCGGAAUGGAAUUCGAGAAUUGCUUCUCGGACGUACAGACACGGCUGGAAUGCUAAGACACUGGAGACUACGAAAUUGGAAUGUUACCGCUAAGUUGUAAAUAAAGAAUUGAAACUGUAAAUAGA
Molecule: messenger RNA, 1526 nt
Organism: Hermetia illucens (black soldier fly)
Lineage: Eukaryota; Metazoa; Arthropoda; Insecta; Diptera; Stratiomyidae
Gene: Rbm13
Product: protein MAK16 homolog
Exons: 6
Coding region: 126-1175 (349 amino acids)
Biological process (GO): maturation of 5.8S rRNA; maturation of LSU-rRNA
Cellular component (GO): nucleolus; preribosome, large subunit precursor
Source: RefSeq, a predicted model, not a curated record